AUGGUGAAUAAGCACGAUGUGAGUUUAAUUGUUUACCCUAAACACUUGUGUGUUGGAGUGAUAUCUUGUGAGUUUCAUUGUGCUUUGCUUGGUUCCUAUGAGAGUAAUGCCAUGAUUUACCAUUUCACUUUGGCCAAUGGAAUCAAGAGCAUUACGAAGAGUUUUGAGGCCGAAAUAGUGGAAAAUGAGCGGAAGCGGAAGUCGAGCGCGAAAGAAGUCGAAAGCCGGAAGCAAAAGAAGCAAAUCCUCCCCCUUCUGAAGAGAUUUUUAGAUACAAUUGUUCUUAGUUUUAAUUCCAAAUCCUUGUUCUUAACUUUGCUUCAUGGGAUAACGGCGGACCAAAUUAAACUUCGGAUGUUUCCUUUUUCCUUGAGGGACAAGGCUAGCAUUUGGUUGCAUUCUCUACCUAAUGAGUCCAUUCACAAUUGGAGGGAGUUGGCUCAAGCCUUCCUUAACAAAUAUUUCCCUCAUGGCAAGACUACAAAGUUGACUAAAGACAUACUUGAGUUUGUCCAAUUUGAAGGAGAAUCACUUCAUGAGGCAUGGGAGCGGUUCAAGGAUUUACAACGAAGUGUACCCCAUCAUCGGCUCAAUAGAGAGCAUGUUAUACAAAUCUUCUAUGAUGGGACGAAUGUCACUACCCGAGCCACUAUCGAUGCGGCUUCGGGGGGUUCACUUAUGCAAAAGACCUAUGAGGAAGCCCUUGAAUUGGUGGAGAAAUUGGCCGUGGUUAGUAGUACUUGGGGUCCUAUGGAGAGAAGAGCACCACCUACUCAAAAGUCACUCAUGACUCUUGAUCAAGUAAGGGAGAUGGAAUCCAUAAAAGCCGCAAAUGCUUCGCUUCAAGCUCAAGUGGAUGCUCUCAAGAAGCAAGUCGCUCCUAUGCAAAGAAACGCUCCGGUGGCUUAUGUUCAAGUAGGUUGGCAAGGCAAUGCUCAAGGGCCUAAUCAUGCGGGUCCAAGCUUCCAAGGUGGAAAUAGACCUCCCCAACAACAAGGAAAUUACCAUCACAAUCAAGGUCAUGGCAACAAUGCGGGUGCUAGACCUCAACAUCCUCCCGGGUUUCAACCUCAAAGAAACAUGGAUGAAGGGAAUAUGCUUGUUAAGUUGAUGGAUGAGCUUAGAGAGAUGAAGAAAGCUCAAGGGAACGAAAAAUUUCACAAGUUCCUUGAGAUUUUCAAGAAAUUGCAAAUCAAUCUAAGCUUGGCGGAUGCACUUCGGGAGAUGCCCCAAUAUGCAAAAUUCUUGAAAGACAUAAUUAUGAACAAGCGUAGUUGGGAGCAAGGUGGGACAAUACCGCUCACGGAGCAUUGUAGUUCAAUAAUCCAAAGCAAUUUACCGACAAAGCUUAAAGAUCCAGGGAGUUUUUCUAUACCUUGCACCAUAGGAAAUAUGAAUGCUAUAAAUUGUUUGUGUGAUCUUGGGGCAAGUAUUAACUUGAUGCCAUUGUUUCUUUUUAGGUCUUUAUUUGGUGAUCAACCGGUAAAGCGCACCUCGAUGGUAUUGCAACUUGCCGAUCACUCUCUCAAAAAGCCGUAUGGGAUAGUAGAAGACGUACUCGUUAAAGUGGAUAAAUUCAUCUUUCCGGUGGAUUUUGUGAUCUUAGACUAUGCGGUGGAUAAAGAAUGUCCUAUGAUUCUCGGUCGCCCUUUUAUGAACACCGGGCGUGCUCUCAUCGAUGUUCACGCCGGCAAGCUCACCUUGAGAAUUGAUGAGGAAAGUGUGGAGUUUGAUAUGAAGAGAGUGAUGCGGAAUGCCAUCGAGGAGGAAGAUUGCAUGAGAAUCGAUUUGGUUGAUGAACUUGUGAGGGAUACUCUUGAAGCGAGUAUGGAAGAGUUUAAUCAAGACGGAGUGACGAAAAAUCAACUUCUGGGUUCCCUACAUGAGUGUCUCGAUUCGAGACACCCAACUAAAGAGAGUGUCUCGAAUCGAGACACUAAGAAAAAGGGAGCAGAAGCUCCCUAUGGUCUUGUCUCGAUUCGAGACAGUCCCAUAAGUAGACUGUCUCGAAUCGAGACAAGAGCAACAGAAGGGGACCCAAAUUUUUCUGAAUGUUCGAAAGUCACCUUCCAUUCCGAUAGUCCGAGUGAGGAGUAUUCCGAGGAGGAUGAACCUAAGCCGGAGAAUUUGAACAAGAGUAGUGGUGUGACUCCACCAUCGUCCAAGGUGCCACCACAAGUUGAGUUGAAGCCACUUCCAUCUCAUCUCCGGUAUACCUUUGUUGGGGAGAAUGAGACUUUGCCAAUAAUCAUCUCGAACAAGCUUUCUAAGGAACAAGAGAGGAGGGUGGUACAAGUGGUGAAGGAGCAUGUUUUAGCAAUAGGGUGGCAAAUCUCCGACAUACGUGGAAUAAGUCCUCAAAUUGUGAUGCAUAAGAUCAAUCUCGAAGAUGAGUCAAAGAAGUCGGCUCAAAGGCAACGAAGAUUGAAUCCGAAUAUGAAGGAGGUAGUGCACAAAGAAAUUGUUAAGCUCCUCGACGCCGGAAUAAUCUACCCUAUUUCGGAUAGUGAGUGGGUAAGCCCAAUUCAAUGUGUCCCUAAGAAGGGCGGUAUGACAAUGGUGGAGAAUGAAAAAGGAGAACAAAUAUCCACAAGGACGGUAACCGGUUGGCGAGUAUGCAUUGAUUAUCGGAAGCUCAACGAGGUAACCCGAAAGGAUCACUUUCCGCUACCAUUUAUCGAUCAAAUGUUAGAAAGGGUAGCGGGGCACAAAUUUUACUGCUUCCUUGAUGGGUACUCCGGUUACAAUCAAAUAUUAAUUCUCCCGGAAGAUCAAGAGAAGACGACCUUCACAUGCCCCUACGGUACCUUUGCAUAUCGGCGAAUGCCCUUCGGACUAUGCAACGCACCCGCCACAUUUCAAAGAUGUAUGACCUCAAUCUUUAACGACAUGAUUGAGGAUAUUAUGGAGGUGUUCAUGGACGAUUUCUCCGUGUUUGGCGAUUCAUUCGAUGGUUGUUUAGCGAACUUAAGGCGGGUUUUAGCAAGAUGUGUUGAGACAAACUUGGUGCUAAAUUGGGAAAAGUGCCACUUUAUGGUGGAUGAAGGCAUUGUACUCGGGCAUAGGAUAUCGGAAGCGGGAAUUGAAGUGGAUAGGGCAAAAACAGAAGUUAUUGAAAAAUUAGUCGCUCCGGCUACGGUCAAAGGAGUUCGGGCAUUUCUAGGCCAUGCGGGCUUCUACCGGCGAUUCAUUAAGGACUUUUCAUCUAUUGCACGGCCCUUGACGAGAUUGCUAGUUAAAGAUGUGCCGUUUGAAUUCACCGAGGAAUGUCAAGGUGCUUUUGAGAGGCUUAAGGAGGCACUUGUGACCGCGCCAAUUAUAUCGUCUCCGGAUUGGAGCUUGCCCUUUGAGCUCAUGUGUGAUGCGAGUGACCAAGCUUUAGGGUGUGUUUUGGGUCAGAGGAAGGAUAAGAAGGUCCACGUGAUUUACUACGCAAGCCGGACCAUGGCGGGAGCUCAACUCAAUUACACCACCACCGAAAAAGAGAUGUUGGCGGUGGUAUUUGCUUUAGACAAGUUUCGGCAAUAUUUGCUCGGAUCAAAGGCCAUCAUUUAUACCGAUCAUGCCGCCUUGAGAUAUCUUUUUGCUAAGCAAGACGCAAAACCAAGGCUUAUUCGAUGGAUCCUUUUAAUGCAAGAGUUUGAUGUAGAAAUCCGAGACAAAAAAGGAACGGAGAACGUUGUGGCGGAUCACCUAUCACGAUUAGAAGUUCCGGAACCUAUUCCAAUUGGUGUUGAUAUUAAUGAACGGUUCCCGGAUGAAAUGUUGAUGGUAAUCUCGGAAGUGGAGACACCUUGGUAUGCGGAUAUAGCUAAUUACUUGUCUUCAAAUGUCAUGCCACCGGAUCUAUCGCACCAUCAAAAGAAGAAAUUUUUGAGUGAUGUGAAACGUUUUUUGUGGGAUGAGCCGUACCUUUUCAAGAUAUGUGGUGAUGGGAUGAUUCGGAGGUGUGUAUCUUUAAAGGAAGUGAUGCCAAUUUUGAGCCAUUGUCAUGAGGCGGAUUACGCCGGGCAUUAUGGGGCGUCAAGAACCGCGGCUAGAGUGCUAGAAAGUGGGUUCUUUUGGCCUACCCUAUUUCGCGAUGCCAAGGAGUUUGUGGGGCAUUGUGAUCGUUGUCAACGAGUAGGGAACAUUUCCAAACGAGAUGAGAUGCCAUUGACCUCAAUCCAAGAGGUGGAGAUCUUUGAUGUGUGGGGCAUAGAUUUCAUGGGGCCAUUUCCGAUGUCUCAUGGAAAUCUUUUUAUCUUGGUUUGUGUGGAUUACGUCUCGAAAUGGGUAGAAGCGGAGGCUUUACCUACAAACGAUGCCAAGGUAGUGGUGAAGUUUCUCAAGCGUCUAAUUAACCGAUUUGGGACUCCAAGGGUUAUCAUUAGUGAUGGGGGGUCGCAUUUUUGCAACCGGCAAUUUGAGGUUUUGAUGAAAAAGUACAAUGUGUACCACCGAGUUGCUACUCCCUAUCACCCCCAAACGAGUGGUCAAGUGGAAGUUUCGAAUCGGGAGUUGAAGAGGAUUUUAGAGAAAACAGUAAAUGGGACAAGAAAGGAUUGGUCCCUCAAGCUGGAUGACGCUUUAUGGGCUUACCGCACGGCAUUUAAGACACCUCUCGGUAUGUCGCCGUAUCGGAUUGUGUAUGGUAAGGGGUGUCACUUGCCGGUUGAAUUAGAACACAAAGCCUAUUGGGCAAUUAAAAAGUUGAACUAUGACUUCAAGGCGGCCGGUGAGAAGCGGUUGUUGCAACUUAAUGAGUUAGAUGAAUUCCGACUUGAUGCUUAUGAGAAUGCCAAACUUUAUAAAGAAAGAACGAAGAAAUGGCAUGAUGCUCACAUCUCACCCAAGUCAUUUGAAGUUGGAGCUUUUGUGUUGCUCUAUAAUUCAAGGUUGCGGUUGUUUCCCGGAAAAUUAAAAUCUCGGUGGAGUGGUCCGUAUAAGAUCCGGCACGUGGCGGUUCAUGGAGCAAUAGAAUUAGAAAAUCAAAAGGGCGAGACGUUCAAGGUCAACGGAAACCGUUGCAAGCCCUACUUGGGACCUUUGACGGGUCAAAUAGAUGACAAGAUCUAUCUUGCUCCCCCUUCAACUUAAGUGCCACGGAUUGACGGUCGAGCUUUCGACCUUAAACAAGCGCACUUGGGAGGCAAUCCCAAGAGGUUUGAAUUUUAAUGCUUUUAGUUGAUUUCAUUUUGCAAUUGCCUUAAGUUUUUUUUUUUUUUUUGUGUUGUUUAUGA
Messenger RNA from Mercurialis annua (annual mercury), 5222 nucleotides. RefSeq lists its product as uncharacterized. NCBI's taxonomy places the organism in Eukaryota, Viridiplantae, Streptophyta, Magnoliopsida, Malpighiales, Euphorbiaceae. Gene Ontology annotation, molecular function: nucleic acid binding. The record is from RefSeq and is a predicted model, not a curated record. Bases 1 to 5079 code for a protein of 1692 amino acids. Gene Ontology annotation, biological process: DNA integration. The transcript is spliced from 6 exons.